Messenger RNA from Trichomycterus rosablanca, 264 nucleotides. RefSeq names its product protein S100-A13-like. NCBI's taxonomy places the organism in Eukaryota, Metazoa, Chordata, Actinopteri, Siluriformes, Trichomycteridae. Gene Ontology annotation, cellular component: perinuclear region of cytoplasm. Gene Ontology annotation, molecular function: calcium-dependent protein binding; calcium ion binding; transition metal ion binding. The record is from RefSeq and is a predicted model, not a curated record. The transcript is spliced from 2 exons. The coding region runs from base 1 to 264 and encodes 87 amino acids.
AUGGAGGCUGCAAUCAACAUUAUACUGUCCCAGUUUAAGGCUUUUGCUGGGAAGGAAGGAUCAGCAGACACUCUAAGCAAAGAUGAAUUGCAGAACCUGCUCACUUGCCAGCUCCCAAACUUCGUCAAGAAUGUCAGUGAGUCAUCUACUGUUGAAAAGCUUAUGAGCUCCGUGGAUGAAAACAACGAUGGAGAGCUAAGCUUUCUGGAGUUCUGGCAGUUUCUUGGCCAGCUGGCCAGACUGACGGGUGGCUUUACCAAAUAA